Dendroctonus ponderosae (mountain pine beetle) is the source of this 637-nucleotide messenger RNA. Its product is annotated as glutamate receptor ionotropic, kainate 2-like. Gene Ontology annotation, molecular function: signaling receptor activity; ligand-gated monoatomic ion channel activity. Gene Ontology annotation, biological process: monoatomic ion transport. The transcript is spliced from 3 exons. The record is from RefSeq and is a predicted model, not a curated record. NCBI's taxonomy places the organism in Eukaryota, Metazoa, Arthropoda, Insecta, Coleoptera, Curculionidae. The annotation marks the transcript as partial. Gene Ontology annotation, cellular component: plasma membrane; postsynaptic membrane.
AUUCCAACCAGUCAACCGACAAGACUGUUCAGCUUCAUGAACCCUUUAGCCGUCGAAAUUUGGAUUUACGUUUUAGCUGCUUAUGUCUCAGUUUCAUUUACCCUUUUCGUGAUGGCACGUUUUUCGCCCUACGAAUGGAACAACCCCCAUCCGUGUCAUCAGGAUUCCGACAUUGUAGAAAACCAAUUUUCGGUUUCGAAUAGCUUCUGGUUUAUCACCGGAACGUUUUUAAGGCAGGGCUCCGGAUUGAAUCCAAAGGCAACUUCAACAAGAAUCGUCGGGGGAAUCUGGUGGUUUUUUACUUUGAUUAUCAUCUCUUCUUAUACGGCAAAUCUAGCUGCAUUUUUAACAGUGGAACGCAUGAUUACCCCAAUUGAAAGCGCUCAGGACUUGGCUGAACAAACUGAAAUCGCCUAUGGCACAUUAGAAGGAGGAAGUACAAUGACAUUUUUUCGGGACUCGAAAAUUGGCAUCUACCAGAAAAUGUGGAGGUUUAUGGAGAGCAAAAAGAACACAGUCUUCGUCAAAUCGUAUGAAGAAGGAAUUAAUAAAGUGCUUCAAGGCAAUUAUGCAUUUUUAAUGGAAUCUACCAUGCUGGACUAUGCUGUGCAACGAGACUGCAACCUGACACAAAUAG